Molecule: messenger RNA, 2061 nt
Organism: Melitaea cinxia (Glanville fritillary)
Lineage: Eukaryota; Metazoa; Arthropoda; Insecta; Lepidoptera; Nymphalidae
Gene: Gdap1
Product: ganglioside-induced differentiation-associated protein 1
Exons: 5
Coding region: 173-1174 (333 amino acids)
Biological process (GO): mitochondrial fusion; mitochondrial fission
Cellular component (GO): mitochondrial outer membrane
Source: RefSeq, a predicted model, not a curated record
UUGUGUUUUGAAUUUACAGUAGUUACGAAAAUCAAAAGUUUGUAAAAACUUUUCAUGGUUUUUACGUACCUACUUUUUUGUUUGUCAUAGUUGAAUUAUAUGUUUGUAUUGUGAAGCAAACUUUAUAUAUCAUAUUAUUUUUAUAUUAUUAUCAUAUUUGUUACGUGAUAUAAUGCAUUAUGUACAGAAAUAUUUGGAUAAACUGCAAAUCCCUAAGGCAAACAAUACUCCGAUAAGUAAUGGAUGUAAAACAAAUAUCCUUUUGUACUGUAAUUACUACAGUUUCUAUUCUCAAAAGGUUUUAAUGGCUCUUUAUGAAAAAAAUAUUGAUUUUGAGCCUUUUGUGAUAGAUAUUACUAAAGGAGAACAAUACUCUUCUUGGUUCCUUGACAUUAAUCCUCGCGGCGAAAUUCCAGUUCUUAAAGUGAAUAAGUCUAUUAUACCAGAUUCUACUCGAAUUUUAGAUUAUUUGGAGCUCUACUUAGAACGAGAAACAACACCUCUAAUUGAAGUCUCACAGGACAGCAAAGUUUUAUUAACAAUAACCAAAUUUAGAGAACUCAUUGAAGCAUUGCCGGCUGGCUUGAUUACCGUGGGAUCAUUUUUUCAUCCUCAUCUCUGUGGAACUCCUAAAUUACCAUUUAUACUACCUGUUAGAGAAGUGCUGAAAAAUGGAGACCUGAGCAAUUCAAAAAAUCUAAGACGACUAGCAGAAGAACAUCCCAAGGCUAAAGAUGUGUUAUUAUAUAAAGCUGAAAUACAGGAUAGAAAAAAUGAAAUUAUUGCCAAUGAAGAGGAAUAUUUAAAAGUAUUAAAUGUGGUUGAUGAUGUUAUGGAGCAAGUUGAAAAACAGCUUAAAGAGCAAAGUGAAGAUAACUGGCUUUGUUCGGAAAAAUUUACCAUAGCAGAUAUAAAUUUAGCUGUUCUUCUUCAACGUCUCUGGGAAUUGGGGCUUGAAGAGAGAUUCUGGGCUAAUGGGAAACGGCCAAACAUUGAAAAUUAUUUUUCACGUGUAAAAUUACGUGAGUCCUUUAAAAAAACCAUACCUAAUUUACCAGUUCACUUAAAAAUGAUUAUAACAUCGCAGCCACCUCUCUAUGUGGGAGCUGCUGGUGCUGUUUCUAUUGGGUUUGUUUUUACCUUGGCCUACAUUUUCAAAAAACUUAUUCGUUAAGAACAUUAUUACAAUUACAAAACCAAUACAUAAAAUUAUUAUAAUUAUUUUUAUGUAUAUAUUGUAGCUUAGAAUCUGAAUAUAAUGACAGAAAUAUCUAUAAUUAUAUGUAUUAAAAUAUCAGCUUCCUAUACACUUUUUCAUAUAUACUUCAUUUUUACAAUUUAUAUGUUUUAUGAGUAUAAGAAAAAGCAAAUAUGAAGGUGAAGAUUUCUGUUAAAUAAUUGCAAAACAUUUGAAAAAUAAAUAAAAAAAUUUGCUGUAUAUAAUUGUAUAGUAAAAUAGUAUAGUAUUAAUUACUGUGGAAAUAUAUUUAUUACUUAUUUAAUAGUCUUUUGUUUUACUUUCAGUAUUGUUAUCAGUGUUAUAUUGUUCUUGCAGUAUAAAAAUGAGUAUAAUAUAUUGUUAAUUUUUGAUUAUAAUUCUCUUAUCUCUGUUAAAUAUUUGAUAAAGUUUAGAAAAAAAUAUUUUGUUCUCAGACCUAAUAAGCAGUUAAUGUGUUAAUCCAAACUUAGGAGUCUGAAGCUUGAGUUGUUUAAGUCACAUCAUCACAAACAUUUUUGAAAUAUUUAGUCAUAAAUACAAAAAUUCUUAUUAAAUAUUACAUUUCCAUAUGAAAUUCGAACGAUAAUUUUCGACGUAUUCAUAAGCUGCGAUUAGUGACGUCACACUACCGCACACUUACAUAAAACUGAAUUUUAAUAAAACAAUCUUUAAAAAAAAAUCCUGAAAUAUCGCGAUAACGAAAGUGAUUUAUAUAUGAUAAAAAAUUCUCAAAUCAAUCAGUAGGUAAUGAAAAAAUAACAAAUAUCGAAAGAUUUGAAAUGUAAAGCACUGCAUUCGAUGUGUGUUGUUCUUUGGUAUUCUUAAUAAAGUUACUCUUUAUA